AUGAAAAAGCUAGUCCCUGUUGUUUCAGAUGGAACAGGUAUUCCAGCACAGACUGGAGGGGAAACCAAGUCGGAGAGACACCUCGUUGGGAAGGCCACACAGAAAUGCUUCUACUUGGCUAGAGUACCCUGGGCUAAGGGUCGUCAGGCCUAUUUUGGACGCAGAAAGAACAAGCAGUCCUUGGAUGCUGUGGAAAAAGCAGCUUUCUUUGUGACUUUGGAUGAAACUGAGCAGGGCUACAGGAAAGAGGAUCCAGUGACUUCAAUGGAUACAUAUGCAAAGUCUCUGCUGCAUGGCAGUUGUUACGACAGAUGGUUUGACAAAACAUUCACUCUUGUAGUGUUCAAGAAUGGCAAAAUGGGCCUGAACACAGAGCAUUCUUGGGCAGAUGCUUCUAUUGUUGGACAACUUUGGGAGAAUGUUAUGUCUUCUGAUUGCCUUCAACUGGGCUAUACAGAGGAUGGUCAUUGCAAAGGAGACAUCAAUCAAAAUAUUCCUUUCCCCACCAGACUACAGUGGGAAAUCCCAGAAGAAUGCCAAGAAGUGAUUGAGAGGUCCCUGUGCACUGCGAAAUCUCUAGCAGAUGAUGUGGACUUUUAUUCUUUUCCCUUUGAUACUUUUGGAAAAGGGUUAAUCAAGAAAGCCAAAAUAAGCCCUGAUGCCUUUGUGCAGCUUUCCCUUCAGCUUGCUUACUAUCGGGACAUGGGAAAAUUUUGUUUAACAUAUGAAGCCUCUAUGACCCGCCUGUUCAGAGAAGGCAGGACAGAAACAGUGUGCUCAUGUACUACCGAAUCGUGCAAUUAUGUUCAAGCCAUGGAAGAUCCAACCCAAAAUAAUGAAUAGAGGUGAACACUACUCAGGAUUGCUGCUGAUAAACACCAGCACUUGUAUCGCCUUGCCAUGACUGGUGCAGGCAUUGACCGCCAUCUGUUCUGCCUUUAUGUGGUGUCCAAAUACCUUGGUGUUGAGUCUCCUUUCCUUAAGGAAGUUUUGUCAGAGCCUUGGAGGUUGUCAACAAGUCAGACACCACAGCAGCACAUUAACCUGGAGAAGAACCCUGAGUUUGUAUCCAGUGGCGGAGGCUUUGGACCUGUUGCUGCUGAUGGUUAUGGUGUGUCUUACAUUCUUGUGGGUGAACACCUCAUCCAUUUCCAUGUGUCCAGCAAAUUCUCUUGUCCUGAGACAGAUUCUCAUCGUUUUGGAAAAAACAUCAAGCAAGCAAUGGUUGACAUCAUCGCUUUAUUUGGCGUUGGUAUGAACUCUACCAAGUGAUUCCCUAAUAUCAAUGCCAGUGUCCUACCAUUGGGGUGAGAACUCUUCUGAUCAAUGAAUGAAAGCAAGGUGUACUACGCAACGGUUAGAGGGGCAUUUGGGUCAUAAUCAUCCAGUGAUCACCUGUGAAUAAGGAUUCAACACCUAGGCUGAGGUUCAAAUGUCCUAUCACUUUGCAAUAGCUCAGAAGAGUUUUCUUCCCAUAAGGGAUAACUUUAGACAUCCUGUGUGAUUCUAGGGAUAGUAUAAGGCAACAUCAUGUGAAAGGCAUGUGUACUGUAGCUACUGUAGGCCUGUCUCAAUUUUGUGUACAUUUAGUAACUUUUUACUUAAAAUCUGGGUCUACUUGUAUUUCAUAAAUGAGUGGAUAAAAUUUAUUAAGUCAACCUCAAUCAGCAGAAAGUAUUUGACUUCAUACAUACUGGUAGCAAAACAUCAAUUAGUAUAUCUGCUGCUUCUGUCUGAGAGUGACAAGGCUUGUGGGUAUUCAUCUAAGUUGUCACUUUUUAAAGGUAUUUCUUUGCAUUGAAAAUAUAUCACAACCCGACAUAAUCUAUGUAAUGCACUAACUGAAAAUACACUGUGCUUCUUGGAAAUAAGUAUAUGCUGCAGUGGGUGGUAAAAUAGUUGCAUUACAUAAGAGAAUGGCAGGUAUAACCUAUUUUCCUCUGUUUUAUAAGCAUAUAGUUUACCACAUCUUAAAUUUUAUUACCAUCCGAACAUAACUGCAUGUUGUAUGAGCCAGUGCCUUAAAAAUGAAAGGCCUCAAAUACAGGGAAAUCUUACACUUUAGUGAUUUGAUCACUAAAUCAAACAGUUCAAUUUUAGGGGAUUACUUCACAUCUUGAGCACUGAUUUUGGGAAAAGUUGGUGUUUUGCAUUCCCUUCAGUAAAGUCAUCCUUAGGUUCAAUCUGAUUUCCUUUAUGCAUGGAGUUUCACAGAAUUUUUGAUUAUUGAAAUGGUGGAGUCCAUGAAAUUUUGCAAGCAUGACUCAACAGAAGUUGUAUACAUCCAGAAUUACUUUGAAGUUAUAAUUGUCCUAUCACCAUUGUAGUCAAGAGGAGUUUUGCUUACUUAAGUACCACAGUUGGACACUAUGAACCUGACCUGCGUGUGCUGAGUACCAACAACUUCUACAACUUUCAGUGGAAAAUGAGGUGCUCAACAGCUUUCAGGAUCAUAACCGACACUGACACUUUUGAUAUAUAAUGUGGCAUAUUGCCUUUUUUUUCUGUUUGAAAAUCUGGCAAUAAUACAUCUGAGUAUCUUCAGUAGAUUAAGGGGGAGGAAGGCCAGUAUACCUAUUCUGCAGCUGAUCUUUUCCCAGAGCUUUGCAGAAUAAAAAUGUCAACAAUACCAAAGCUGUGUCCUAUGCAGAGUAAAAAAGACACCACUACAGUAGUUUUGUGUUGUCUUAUUGAAUAUAAUAUAAUAUUCAUUCAAAGCAAGACCAUCAUGAAUUCAACAGAGACAACAGAUCUGCUAUGAAGUGGCCUGGAAACUUUUUUUGUGGCAAAGUAAAAAUA
Messenger RNA from Mauremys mutica (yellowpond turtle), 2799 nucleotides. Its product is annotated as carnitine O-palmitoyltransferase 1, liver isoform-like. NCBI's taxonomy places the organism in Eukaryota, Metazoa, Chordata, Testudines, Geoemydidae. The transcript has 10 exons. Gene Ontology annotation, biological process: carnitine metabolic process; fatty acid metabolic process. The record is from RefSeq and is a predicted model, not a curated record. Gene Ontology annotation, cellular component: mitochondrion. Gene Ontology annotation, molecular function: carnitine O-palmitoyltransferase activity.